Messenger RNA from Symbiodinium sp. CCMP2456, 3759 nucleotides. Lineage: Eukaryota; Dinophyceae; Suessiales; Symbiodiniaceae. The record is from the annotation of a GenBank genome assembly.
AUGCUACAUGGAGGUGGUGUUGCUGUUGCAGGUUCCCCAGUGCUCCUGCACCUUCCCGAGGAGAGCCAGACGGCCAGCAGUGAGUCUUUGAAGGAGGCCUCGGACGGCAGAAGCUUCCUGGAAAAGUGGAUCGACACAGACCUGGCAAAAGGCGGGCGCUGCCAUGGCCAGAAGGUCUUGACGCGAUUCCCUCCAGAGCCGAAUGGAUAUCUGCAUAUUGGCCAUGCAAAGUCCAUCACCAUCAACUUUGGCUUGGCACAGAAGUACGGCGGCGGUUGCAACCUUCGAUUUGACGAUACAAACCCAGACACGGAGGAGACGGAGUAUGUGGAGUCGAUUCAGGAGGGUCUUGACAUGGAGAAGUGCAAGGCUGGUGGCAAGCCUUGGGUGGGUGAGCCCGUGUAUGCAAGUGCACAGCUCAGGUGUGACUACUUUCAGAAGAUGUACGACUUCGCCAUCGAUCUGAUCAAGCACGGAAAGGCAUAUGUGGACUCGCAGACUCCCGAGGAGGUGCAGAAGAAUCGCGGUGGCGGCCCGAACAAUCUUCCGGGAGUCCCAAGCUCUGAAAAGCUCAACCCAUGCGAAGGCAAUGUCUUCUGCUGCACCUGCUGCACCAAGGUUGACUCGCCGUUUCGAAACCGUAGUGUCGAGGAGAAUCUACGGCUAUUCGAAGAGAUGCAGGCGGGAAAGCACGCAGAGGGCUCGCUUCUUCUCCGGGCCAAGAUCGACAUGAACCAUCCGAACAUGAACAUGCGGGACCCACCCAUGCCGCUGGAACUUCAAAAGCUGACGAACGCCUGUACCGGAUUCGAUUUAGUCAUCACCACCGAACUGGCGACCGCUGGAAGGCCACCACAGUUGCAGGAUGCAAUAGAGGGCGUUACGCACUCAAUUUGCACCCUGGAGUUUGAGAACCAUCGUGCGUUGUAUGACUGGUUUCUCGAUAACACGUCAAUCGUUCCCAGCCGACCCUACCAGAAGGAGUUCGCCAGAUUGGAAGUGCAGGGUGCCUUCACCUCCAAGCGCAAGCUCCUGAGACUGGUUCGCGUUGGUGUCAGCGACAGAAACAGCGUGACGCCUUGGGACCUUGUCGAGGAGUGCUGGAGGGAAGACUUGGAGCCCAUCAGCAAGCGAAGAUUGGCCGUCUUGGACCCGCUCGCGGUGGAGAUCGUUGAUUAUGAGAAGGAGGAAGAGAUUCCAGGUUUCUCCCGUAAUGUCUUUAUUGACCGGUCUGACUACCAGGAGAAUCCGCCUGAAGGAUACUUUCGCCUGGGAAAAAUCGGCAGCGAAGUCAAACUGAGAUAUUCGUAUGUCAUCAAGCUAGAAGAGGUAGUCAAGGAUGCAGCGGGUAAAGUGGUGAAGCUCAAAUGUCAUGAUCCCAGCACCCGCGACGUCAUGCCUGCGGACCGGAAGCCCAAAGUCAUCCACUGGGUCAAUGCCAAGGAUUGCUUGGAUGCCGAGGUCCGUUUGAUCAACCCUCUCUUUCUACCAAUCCCGGAUCCUUUGCCGGAGGGCAAGGACUGGGUGGAGUACAUGAAUCCCGAAGCCUGGGUUCAAUGUGCUGCCAAAGUCGAGAGAGCGCUUGGCCAAUGCGUGUUGGAAGAUCGCUUCCAGUUCGAACGCUGUGGCUACUUCGUUGCGUGGAAGCACUCGAGCGCACCUGACUACGAUUGCUUUGGCACACCCCGCAAGCUUACCUUCAACCGGGUGGUGCCUUUGAAAGAGUCCUCAGACAAGAAGAAGCUCGAGGGACGAGGCGCAGCCAGCAGAAAAGAUGCUCAGGCAGCUGCAGCAGCUGAAAAGGAGCGACUGCAAAAGCUUCCACCCGAGGAAUAUUUCAAGCAAGAAAGAGGUUCGGAGUUUUCCGCAUACGACGAGACGGGCCUGCCCACACACGACAAGGACGGCACUGCGCUUCCGAAGAGCGCCGUCAAGAAGCUGGCCAAGGCAAGCUGGGAAACGGCAGAGAGGGAUCUUGCCUCAAACCUGGCCUUGGCAAAUCGCUCCACGAUGUCUUCUGUUGGGCGCAUGGAUGGAGCAUUCUUUGUGUCCAGGACAGAGUUGCUUGCAUGGCUUAACAGCAGCUUUCAGCUCAGCCUGGACAAGGUGGAGCAAUGCGCGAAUGGUGCGGUGUACUGCCAGAUCAUUGAUGCGUGCCAUCCCGGAGCCGUUUCCAUGAAGCGGGUCAACUGGAUGGCGAGGGACGAGCAUCAGUGCAUCCCUAACUACAAGGUGUUGCAGCAGGCUUUCAGCAAGGUAGGAAUCCAACGGCACAUAGAGGUUGACAAGUUGGUGCGUGGCAAAUAUCAGGACAAUUUGGAAAUGCUUCAGUGGAUAAAAAAUUACUUCGAACGCACGUUUCAAGGUACUACUUACAAUGCGGCAGCGCGCCGCUUCACCGAUAACGUGCCGGACUGGGCGAGGCCAUCAGAGGGCUCCAGCCAGCCACUCCGGCGGCCGCUGCCAGUCAGUGUGAACGCGUUGGCCUCCAAGGCGCCGAAGCACGGCCGCCCUGUGGCCUGGGAGGUGAUGGAUACCAGCGCAGUCAAGCUCCCAACGUGGCUCUUCUUCAGGUCUUCUGCCGCCUACGAGCAAGCAGGAGGCGAUGUUACCCUCACGCUCAGCACUCGCACAAUCCUGGAGCCAUCUGGAAAGCAUCAGGGGACGGUGUUUUGCUUCCAUGGAUUGGGCGACGAUAGCAGAUAUUGGGAGCCCUUCUUCGAAGCAAUGAGGUCAGUCGGCCUGGCCCUGGCAGGUCUUCGAGUUGUCGGUGUUGAUGCACCUCGCAGACUGGUAUGGGGAGAAAGAAUGAAUGCUUGGUUUGAAUACCUGACCGACCGCAGCGGCGCCUUGGAGGAGGACGAGAUCAACGAAACGCAGCUUGUGGAAACUCGCCGUGCGAUUCAAGCCUUGGUGCAGCAAGAGGUGAAGGCACUCUCCGAAGUCUGGCAUGAUGAGUCUCCACGAGUCUUGCUCAUGGGGUCCUCACAGGGUGGGUCUGUGGCUUGUGAUGCGGCGCUCACAUCACCGCAGAGAGUUGCAGGUAUUGUCAUGCUGCGCUCCCUGGUUUUAGGAUCAACUGCUACCCAGCAAGUGCAGAAGCAAGUACCGCUUGUGGCGAUAAGUGGCGAUAUCGACGACACCUUUGCGCUGCCCCUUGUGAAGCGAAGCUUGGACAGCAUCAAGCAAGAGGUGGAGCACGUCGUCAUAAAGGGCCUCACCCAUGCUGCAAGCUACAAUGCUGAAGAAAUCCUGGAGGUGGCGAGGUUUCUGUCUCGGCAGUUCGGCUUGGAGUUGGAGAUCGCUGACGCUUUGGGGCAACUGCGCAAUUUUGUGGCCAAGCAGGAUGCGGCCCUGAAGUCUUGGGACGAUUUGUCGGAGAGUGAACUGAUGCUUGCUGCCCGACUUGGUAUCCAAACCGCGGCCGCGUGGGACGAAGGAACUGGCAAGAUUUGGGAAGUGAACUGGGAGCAGUUAUCCUUCCUUCAACGACAAGCAGCCCAAGGCCUGGGCUUCACGCCGGAGAGCUGGAAUGCAAAGGAUUCUCGGAUCCCGCAAGAUCCGGCUUGUGAGAAGAGCUGGGCGGACCUCACAGAGGAAGAGCGGGCUUGGGCCUUGAAGCUCGGCGUCAAGAGCAGGAACGCCUGGGACAACGGAACUGCACCGGUUUGGGCAAAGCCGUGGAGAAAACUAUCCCAUGCAGAGCGGAAGGCAGCCGAGCAACUGGGCUUCAAUGAGGCUUCUUGGAACGGAACAUAG